CUUUAUACACAUGUUACUAUUGUGACAAUUCAAAUUGGAAAAUUUUGUUUACCUUAAUACUUAAUGUAAAAUAAAAAAUCCCAAAACUAUUUGGGACAUUAACAAAUUUCAAAUCUAUGGUAUACAGAAGGCGUUGGUACGAGUUUUUUAAGAUAAUUAGACUUGUUUCCUCAGUUAUCACCAUGGAGUGGAAUGAUAAGAGGGUUAAAUUGUCAGUGGAUCCAAUUUAUAAAAAACUGAAGGAUUAUUGCUGUAGACAUGGGGAACAAAUCAAUAUAUCAGAGCUUUUUAAAGAAGAUCCUGAUAGAUUUAACAAAUAUAGCCUAAAAAUUAAAACACCAGACGAUGGGGAAAUCUUAGUUGACUUCUCAAAAAAUAGAAUAAACGAUGAUGUGUUCCAGAUGCUCAUUAAACUGGCUACCUCCAGAGGAGUAUUAGAAUCUCGAGAUGCUAUGUUCAAAGGAGAAAAAAUCAACAUAACUGAAAACAGAUCAGUUCUACAUGUGGCUUUAAGGAAUUUGUCGAAUGAACCAAUAAUGGUUGACGGUAAAGAUGUUAUGCCUGAUGUUAAUGAUGCUUUGAAUCAUAUUCGAUAUUUCUGUGAAAGAAUUCAUUGCAAUGAAUGGUUAGGCUACACUGGUAAACCAAUUACAGAUGUUGUAAACAUUGGCAUUGGAGGUUCAGAUUUGGGCCCUUUGAUGGUUUGUGAAGCUCUAAAGCCUUAUUCUGUUGGUCUCAGACCACACUUUGUUUCCAACAUUGAUGGUACCCAUAUAGCUGAAACACUAAAAAAAUGUUGUCCUGAGACAACUCUAUUUGUAAUCUCCUCGAAAACAUUCACCACUCGAGAAACAUUAAGAAAUGCUUAUACUGCUAGACAAUGGUUUUUAGAUUCUGCUGGAAAUGAAGCUCACAUUGCAAAACACUUUGUUGCUGUUUCAACAAAUAAAGAAAAGGUGAAGGAAUUUGGAAUUGAUGAUAAGAAUAUGUUUGUUUUCUGGGAUUGGGUGGGAGGAAGAUAUUCGGUAUGGUCAUCAAUUGGACUGUCUGUUGCUCUGAGUAUUGGAUAUUGUAACUUUGAAAGAUUUUUAGGUGGUGCACAUUUUAUAGACAAUCAUUUUAAAACAGCUCCAGUUGAGCAAAAUAUUCCCAUAAUAUUAGCCAUGAUUGGUAUUUGGUAUUCUAAUUUUUAUGGUGCAGAAACACAUGCUAUUCUUCCAUACGAUCAGUAUUUACAUAGAUUUGCAGCAUACUUUCAACAGGGAGAUAUGGAAUCUAAUGGAAAGAGUGUUAAUCGAGGUGGAGAACCGGUGAGUUAUAGCACUGGUCCUGUAAUUUGGGGUGAGCCUGGUACGAAUGGUCAACAUGCAUUUUAUCAAUUAAUACAUCAGGGCACCCGUCUUAUACCUGCUGAUUUUAUAGUCCCUGCAAUCAGUCAUAAUCCCAUUUCUGGCAAUGAACAUCAUAAGAUUUUAUUAGCCAAUUUCUUGGCACAGACCGAGGCAUUAAUGGUGGGAAGAAGUAUUGAUGAUGUUCUAAAAACUGAGAAAAAUGAAACCUUAGCAAAUCAAAAGGUUUUUUCAGGUAAUCGACCAACUAACUCAAUUGUUGUAAAGAAGAUUACUCCUUUCAUACUUGGUGCUCUGUUAGCUAUUUAUGAACAUAAAAUUUUUACUCAAGGAAUUGUUUGGGAUAUAAAUUCGUUUGAUCAGUGGGGUGUUGAACUCGGAAAAGUUUUGGCUCAAAGAAUAGAACCUGAGCUGCAAGGUAACCAGCCUGUUAGUUCACAUGAUGCUUCCACUAAUGGAUUGAUUAAUUUCAUCAAAGCAAGCUGGUAAAGUAAGAACGAUAGUAUGUCUCAGGUCCUCAGAGCAAUUAUAUAUCUUUAUUCUUUUACUUAUUUGAAAAUUUAUAUUUUUGUACUGAGUUUUUUUAAAGUGUUGGAAACUUGGGAAAUAGCAGAAAUAAAAUAAAUUUGCCAUAUCUUACUGUAAGGUAGUUCUUUUACUUUUUCUCUAGUUCCCUUCCUUAUGGUCUGCAUCUUACUAAGUUAUAAUGUUAAAAAUUUUACUAUUAACAGCCAGUUGGUUCUUGUGAACAAUUUGCAUGGUUUAUUGAUCAGUGACUAAAAAGUAAUAUCAUACAGAAAUAAGUAAAUUUCAGGAGAGAAAUUACUUUUUUUUCCCCUGUUGAUUAAAAAGGUUCGUUAUUGAAAAUAUUAAACUAUAAUAUGUGUACAAAGUCCACUAUAUCUUUACUAAUAAUGAUCUGAUUUUGAUUAUUUAUUUUUUUCUGAUUUCUAGGGAGUUUAAUAACCUUAAUUUAAUAAAAAAUAAAUUGUUUGCUUUUUGAAUUAUAA
This is a messenger RNA of Nezara viridula (southern green stink bug), 2359 nucleotides long. Lineage: Eukaryota; Metazoa; Arthropoda; Insecta; Hemiptera; Pentatomidae. The record is from the annotation of a GenBank genome assembly.